Syngnathoides biaculeatus (alligator pipefish) is the source of this 4501-nucleotide messenger RNA. It is a transcript of the gene mad2l1bp, whose product is annotated as MAD2L1 binding protein. Gene Ontology annotation, cellular component: nucleus. Gene Ontology annotation, biological process: regulation of exit from mitosis. Bases 146 to 1186 code for a protein of 346 amino acids. The transcript has 3 exons. Lineage: Eukaryota; Metazoa; Chordata; Actinopteri; Syngnathiformes; Syngnathidae. The record is from RefSeq and is a predicted model, not a curated record.
AUCCCAUGAUGCUGUGCGGGAGAGGUCAUCACUCAUACGGCGGCGACUUUCAAAUCCACGGUAAAACAUUUGCCUUUGUCCCAGGUAAAUAAAUACAUUUAAAAAAGAAAAUUGCUAACGUCUCAACGUUAAGGGGAACGAAAUAAUGAAGACCGCUUCUACAGCUACGCAAAAUCUUGAGGAAGCGGAUGUGAAAAUAGCGCCAACCGUACUGAAUGUUACCGACGAUUCAAAUUCACACGCAUAUACGUCUGAAAUUGUUGGUUGGGUAGAUGAUGGUAAAACGGAAAGGGGUGAAAUAGAAUCCAAAUGUUUUGAACACAAAUUAGGAGCCAGCAAUGAUCAGGUUAACAUCGCCAAAAAGAGCGGAAAUAUCACCGUGUCUUCAAGCACCUCGCUUGAAAACAUGCAAGCACAACACUGCAACAUGACAGCUGAUAAGCAUCAAUUUAACACAGCUGAGUGUGAGGCGGAGAUGGUGAGAAGAGCAAAGGAGGAGGGCAUUGUCAGUGUGGUCUUCCAAGGAACUGUGACUCAGGAAGGCUGCUGCCGUUUCGUCAGCGAAAUCCUCAAAUGUAUUUUAUAUCAGAGACAACAACUGCCCAUGACCUAUGACCAACUAGUCUACUCCCAGAAAAAAUGGCAAAACUCAAAAGCGGGUAAAGAUGUUGUUUGUGGAAGGCAAGUGAAUAUGGCAGAUGUGAAUGAACGCAAGUGUGAAAAGACGCUCCAGGACCUGGAGGAGGUGCUUCAUCAUCUCGAGGUGCUAUUCUCCCUUAGCACUGUACCCCGAGUGCUGCUGCUCAUGGGUGGCUCACUUGUCCUCCCCAAAGAGAUCUACGAGGUCAACCUGGAGGCGCUGGAAUUGGAAACUGGUGACCAAUGUCUACGGGUGUCGUCGUGUUUAAGACAACUCUUCCGCACUCUUUUUGUAGCUGACCUUUUGUCUGACAGCCGACCGGGACGUUUAAUGCCCACCACUGUCUUGGUACUGGCUCACAGGGACUGUGGAGUAGGUUGGUUCCAUCCUAAACUACGAUUUAAAGCUCCAACUUCUGUCAAAAAACAAACAAUUGCUCUUUGUACGGAUCCAUGUAGUUUGAGGAACGCAAUCAAAGACUUAGUGGACUGGCAGGAAUAUGUGUGGUUUCAAGCACCUAUGACCAUCAAUGGCUUUUGUGCCUGACGACAAAUGUGGUCUGUAUACUACUUUUUAAAUGAUGGUUUGAAUGAGUUUUGGAUAUUUAAAUUUUUUAUUUUUCCAUUUUAUGGCUUAAUCAUACAGUAAAUCCAAAUUAGUUGCUUUUCAGUGACUACCGUUUACUUUUAUUUUAGUUAUAUUAUUGUCAAGUAACAGUAGUAAUGCAAUGAUAAUACCUCAUGGAGUACAUUGACACUACAUGAACUUUUAGCACUGUAUUGACACAGUGUCAGUGACUCAAUGACUUCCACAGUAGUUCUAAAAUCGUUGCAGGUAAACAAAAUAGAGGGAUAAGCUUGCAUGCUCCGGUGAAAUACUUUUUUUUAGUUUAAUCACUAGUCCUUUACUGAAAACAUGAAGUCGUCAUUGUAUAUUUCAUUUGCUGAUUUUUUUUUUUUUUUUUUUUUUUUCCGAGGUUAUGAGAAAAUUUCAAAUUUGCAAAUAUAUAUGCAAAUGCUAAAAUUGCUUGGUAUGUAGAAUAUAGCAGAUUCUUUUUCAUUGCCAUGCCCAGCAGUUCUUUUAUUGAUGGAAGACACUUCACCUACAAUUACUUUUCUAAAAACAAUUCAAAUGCUUACCAGAAAAGAGUACAAACAAAUUUAAUGAAAAAAACAGCAAAGAUAAACAAAAGGAAGAGAAGAUAGUUGGUGUCUAAAAAUCAAAAUGAUUCCAGACUUGGGAAAACUUCUUGGAAUCGUCCAUGAAGUCAGUGGAAUAAGGUGAUGGGAACCAAAAAUCCAAAAUUCAACACCAAAACUCCAUCUAACAAAUCAUUAAUGUGUUACAUGUAGUUUUUUUUUCCCCAAACAAUUUUGCGUGGCACAUCCAAACAACACUCUUCCUUUACCCCCCCCCCCAAAAAAAAGACGAUACACUCACAAAUGUGGGGUUUCACUCUUGUGCGCUCGGCACAAGAGGCACAUUUACUUAUUUGUGUGACUUCUAGAGUCAUGAUUAAAAAUUAAAAACUUAAAAAAUUAAGUCUCAGGGUUGCUAAUCUGAUUAUGCAGCGCAGCCGGCAACAUUUUGUCUUGGAAAUCUCGCAGCGUCGAAUCAUGUCACACUUCACCUCUGGAUCUAUAAAAAAAUAAUUAUUUUUCUGAAAGAACAUCUAGCAUCCACAAUGUCUAGGUCAGGGGUGCUCAAUGCGUCAAUCGCAAGGCAGUUUCAGUCGAUCGUGACAGUGUGCUGAGAAAAAAAUAAAAUAAACACAUCAGCCAUAUUCUUUUUUUUUAACUUUAGCUCACCGCGCAUUUGCAAACAACGAAAGUACAGGAAAACAUGCAGUCAGUGAGUUCCCACCUAUUUUGAGCUCUCGCUUAAGAAAUCUUAAACACGAGUCCUCAAUGCUGCAGUAAAUAAGACAAAAAUGUGUCACUUUCAUAUGGAAUGUUAGGGGGAGUUUUUUUUUUCAAGAUGUCAUUUUCGAAAUGCGUUUGCCUCAUCUGCCAGUGUAGUGAAAUACGGAACGGCAUCUUUGAACUGUUUAUGGAAAAUACAACACCGACAUUCUGCCAAAAAGCAAGCUCAGAAUGAGAAAAUUGAACGAACUAAAAUCCCAACUGGCCACACAGAUUUUUUUUUAGGCGCAGCCGAGGCUUAUAGGGUGUCCGGUUUGGUGGCCUCACCAUUGCAUCUCUGGGCUUUGCAGAUGUGGUUCUGUUGGCUUCAUCAAGCCGUGAUCUCCAGCUCUCACUGGAGCGAUUCGCAACCAAGUGUGAAGCAGCAGGGAUGAGAAUCAGCACCUCCAAUUUCGAGACUAUGCUCCUCAGUCGGAAAAGGGUGGUGUGCCCUCUCCUUGUCGGGGAUGAGAUCCUUCCCCAAGUGGAGGAGUUCAAGUAUCUUUGGUCUUGUUCACAAGUGAGAGAAGAAUGGAGCGGGAGAUCGACAGAUGGGUCGGUGCAGCGUCUGCAGUGAUGCGGACUUUGUAUCGGUCCAUUGUGAUAAAGAGGGAGCUAAGGCAAUUCUCUCAAUUUACCAGUCAAUCUACGUUCCUACCCUCACCUAUAGGCAUGAGCUUUGGGUCGUGACCGAAAGAGCAAGAUCCCGGAUACAAGCGGUUGAAGUGAGUUUCUUCCGCAGGGUGUCCAGGGUCUCCCUUAGAGAUAGGGUGAGAAGCUCAGUCAUUCGAGAGGGGGUCAGUGUUGAGCCGCUAUUCCUCCGCAUUGAGAAGAGCCAGAUGAGGUGGCUGGAGCAUCUGAUUCGGAUGCCCCCCGGACGCCUCCCUGGUGAGGUGUUCCUUGCAUGUCCCACCGGAAAGAGACCCCGAGGACGAUCCAGGACACGCUGGAGAGACUAUGUCUCCUGGCUGGCUUGGGAACGCUUCGGGAUCCCUCUGGAAGAAAGUGGCUGGGGAAAGGGAAGUCUGGCUAUCCCUGCUGAAGCUACGUCCCCGUGACCUGACCCAGAAAAGCGGUAGAUAAUGGAUGGAUAGCCACGCAGCAGUCACUUUUCACACAGUUCAACAGCAAAAGCUGCCACAAAGCAUUGUUUCUGGGUUCGUCAGAUCACACAUAAAGAGACAUAGCUGACUCAUUGUUCCGAUCCUUUAAAAAUAAGGCAGAAAUAUUAUCUUUAAUAAAAUCUCUGCAUCUGUAAAGGAGUACAGGUAUAUGGUGCUGUGAAGCCAUGGUUGAUGUGUGGAAGGACAUCUUAGAUUGUGUUUGUCACUGCUGUUGGACGAAUUCACAGACGUGAGUGACAGCCCAGGUGUGCAUUUUCAUACGUAUGGUGUUUAGUGACCAUCAAUGUGAACUCAGAUAGUUUAGAAAAAAAAUGUUUAAAGUUAAUUGUGUAAUUUUAGCUCAUGCGAUUAUGCAAGGCACACACACACAUACAUUUACACAUAAAGAAUCCUCAAUAUACUUGAAAAUAAAAAUGUUUUUCAUUUUUGUAGUGGGUCGAUCUUUGUGACUUUGUCAUUAAUUUCAUCAUUGUUCAAUCUAAAAAAAAAGUCCCCCCCCCCCCCUUCCCGUCGAUCGUGAGAGGCUUGAGAAGUAGUUAAAGUAGGGUAAAAAAGUCUGGGCACCUGGGUCUAGGUGGAGAUUUUGAGGCUUAUUUGGUGAUCCAAUCAAUGAAGUAAUUGAUUGGCUCUGCAAAAGAUAUUUACUCCACCUUGCCAUUGUGCGCAGUAUAAAUGAAUACAAGUGUUUAUCUUUAGCCUUUUUGCGUGUGUUUUGACGUAGAACUGUAAAUUUCUGAUAAGCAAUAGUUAUUUGAAAAAAAAAAAAGUCAGCAGCAUCGGAGGUACAACACAUCUGAUACAGACAACAUGUAAUGCUACAAGACAUAUUUGCGCUU